CCCCCCCCCGUUGUAAGGAGACUCUUUUGUCCUAAUAGCAGAGAAGAUCGAGGGUUGGUGGAUAGGAAUGCGUGCACGGAGUCGGUUGGGGGGGGCGAAGGGAGGGAAGGAGGAGGCGACAGAGAAGGUUGAGUUUGUGUAAUAAAUAAAGAAAUCAAGUGAGCUGAGCAGAGCGGACCUGAGGCUUGAAUUCGGUCUGUUUUACCCCGUGCUUGAGAAGCGAGGGGGCGUUCAGCACUGGUACCUGGUCACCGCCCCCCCCCCUAUCCUAGUGCCACUCGUGGGACAUAGUCCCUGUUCCAGCCAGCUCACGUUUUACUGCGUUGAAUCGAAAGUUUCGUCUUCUAUUCUAGCCUCUGCGUGGACUUGGUGUUGGACUUGACUGGCGUGCACUCGCAACAGUGCUUGCUGCACUAUCCCACUGGCUGCAGACAGACUCAGGAUAUCCCACUGGAAAAUUCACAAAUCUUGACUCCAGAUUUUUUCUGGGAAACUUGCCAUCGCAUCUUUAGGCGCGAAUACCGGCAGACUUUGCGACUUCUCCACAUCAGAGGCUUUUUAUUCGACAAGUAUAUGAAUGGAUAACACGUUACUCAGAGGCUCCGCUCCCUGAGAUCUGCCGGAGUUAUUCAAGGAUUUGCCUUUCUUGUUUCUCUCCCUCUCUCUCUUUGGCAUCGUGAUGAUGUAUUCCCCGAUCUGUCUCACACAGGACGAAUUCCAUCCAUUUAUUGAAGCACUUCUUCCACAUGUCCGUGCAAUUGCAUACACCUGGUUCAAUUUACAAGCCCGUAAACGUAAAUACUUCAAGAAGCAUGAGAAGCGAAUGUCCAAGGAUGAAGAGAGAGUAGUCAAAGAUGAGCUGCUGAGUGAGAAGCCAGAAAUCAAGCAGAAGUGGGCAUCGAGGUUGCUUGCGAAACUCCGCAAGGACAUCAGGCAAGAGUAUCGGGAGGAUUUUGUGCUCACAGUUACAGGCAAGAAGCAUCCUUGCUGUGUCCUGUCCAACCCUGAUCAGAAAGGCAAGAUGCGGAGAAUCGAUUGCUUGCGGCAAGCUGACAAAGUGUGGCGGCUGGAUCUGGUAAUGGUGAUCCUGUUUAAAGGCAUCCCAUUGGAAAGUACUGAUGGUGAACGGCUUGUCAAAUCCCCUCAGUGCUCCAACCCAAUGCUCUGCGUGCAGCCACAUCACAUAACUGUAUCGGUGAAAGAGUUAGAUCUGUUUUUGGCUUACUAUGCUCAGGAACAAGGCAAAGAAAACCUUAGGAGGAGACACACAAGACUGCUGAUGCUGGAAUCUGGAACAACAGAUAAGAUGCUGGAAGAACUUGAAACAUCCAGAAAAACAGAGGGGUGCCCCAAAGAAUGAAUGACAGUUAAAAUAUUAGAACCCCAAACCUCCCACUUCCACACACAAGCAGCUGCAAGGCAAUGACCCCACCUCUCCCACCAGCAAAAAUGCAUCCAUUUGGACAAAUCCACUGUGCCUUAUGGAUUUUGGGCUGAGGAUCCAGAUGAAGAUGCCAUGAUGCAUGAGCCAGGAACAGAAAACAACACUGAUACUGAUACAGAUUUUGAACCAUUGAUGUUGAAUGAGGCCCGUCUGAUAACUUAAUGUGAGUUAAAUGACCUGGUCAGUUACUUGGGUUUGUCAAAGUCUAAAGCAGAACUCUGGGUUCAAGCCUACAAGGAUGGAAACUGCUGUCACCAGGCACAAAAAUUUCCAUGAAGGAUUUUGAUAUUUGUGACACAUGUUCCCCAGAAUAACUGAUGCCAAGAUUAAGGAAGGCAUUUCUGUUCGCCCGUAAAUCAAAGAGGUCAUAAAUUACAGGCAAUUUGAAGAACUUCUAGUAGGACCAGUGAAAAUCACAUGGAAGCCAUUCAAGGAUGUUGUUGAAAUUUUUCUUGCCAUCUACAAAGCACCAAACUGUAUGCAGCUGGUUGACAACAUGCUUCCAACAUAAAAAACCAUGAAGUGCAACAUGUCACUGAAGAUUUAUUAUAUGCAUUCCCUUUGAGACUUCUUCCCUGCAAAUCUUGGCACUGUCAACGAUGAGCAUGGUGAAAGAUUUUGCCAGAACAUUGCAGUCAUGGAGAAACGGUAUCAGGACAACUGGAAUCUAUUAAUGCUGGCUGAUUAUUGUUGGACACUUAAGUGAGAAGCUUCAGAUUCUGCGUACAAAUGAAAGUCAUCAACAAAACGUUUUUAGCUUUGUUGAACUAUUGCAAAACUUCAGCACUGUUAUGUAAUUAAAUGCAUGAUAUUCAAUAAAAUUAAUUUCUUUUCUCCAAAUUCCUACACGAUGUAAGUAGUCUGAAAUUAUAUUUGUAUUCAGCUUCAAGUGGUCUAUUAUAAACAAAAAUAAAAAUUCUGUGGAAGCAACACUUUUGAAAAAAAUGCUGUCCAGUGUAAGCUGUAACAUGCAGUUAAUAAUUCAGACAAUAGUACAGCUUAAACAAAAGUUAUUAAUUUUGUUUUGGGCUUUUUAAGGGACUGCUUUCUUUUUACCCUAUGUAAGUGUGCAAUGUUUUUCUUCAAGAACUUACCCAGUUUCUUACAUAAGUUGCAGUUCAAUUCUAUUUUUGCUGUCAUUCUUUGUGGAACGUUUUAAAUAGUAGCUCAAUAUGUGAAAAAUUAGUCUUUUCUCACUUUUGAUCGUUUGAUAACCAACUGAUAAAAAAGAUACAAAUUUUGUGAUGUGUCACAUGCAAAGCAUGCAUGUCAAAUAAUUGUAUGAAGGUAACCCAAAGCUAUCCAAGAUUUUUUUUUUGAAGAACUGGCAUUUUGUAACUUCUCAGCAAAUUUAACUGUAGUACAAGGGUCAAAGCUGGCUCACGGACUUUCACUCCAAACACAAGAUUUUAGGAUACGUUCAGUAAUCAUUCCAGCUCGUUUAUGUAGUAUGCAUUGUCACUUGAAGGCACUUACAUUAGUCAUUCUGUUGUAAGUUCAGGGCUGUGUUUUGGAUUAAAAUUAUUUGCUAAAUCAAAUUUUAAUGUAACCUGUUUGCAACAAAAUAGUACAAUAUUAAAGUUGCAUUUAAGAAAGCUGAUUUUUCAGGUAGUUUAACAAUUCCACAACCUUUGGACUCAUUUUCAAGGACUCUACAACUCAUGCUGUCAAAGUUUAUUUAUUAUUAUUAUUUUGUUUAUUUUCCUCUUUUUGUAUUUGCACAGUUUGUUGUCUUUUGCACACUGGUUGUUUGUCCGUCUGUGUGUGCAGUUUUUUAUUCAUUGUUGUGUUUUUUUUGCAUUUACUGUGAAUGUCUACAAGAAAAUAAAUUUCUGAGUAGUCUAUGGUAACAUAUACAGUAUGUACCUUGAUAAUAAAUAUACUUUGAACUUUGAAAUUGAACAAUGUAGAAUUUUUAACCUUUAGAUCUGGGAAUACACUUUGUUUUUUAUUCAGUGCAAUUAUGUAUUAGAGUAAUUAGAGCAAUGCAAUUACGUAUUCUUUUUGCUAAGCAAAAUAAAAGCUUAUUGGAUUAAGUAACACAUCAGCAUUUUGCCUGUAUUGAAUUAGGCAUGCUUAUCAUAAACAGGUAGAUAAAGUUUAUUGGGUAUAUCCAGAUUUUUGGCAGCCAAUGGCUGCAACACAAGUAUCCUGGGUAAUGAUAGUCUUUAUCUGUCAGAUCUACAUAUCUUGAAAAGAGAUAUCAUCAGUGGAUUAAAUUGUUUGUGUUAACUACAGUGAGUUCUCUUUAUUUUAUACUUCUACAUGCCACCAUUAUCUCUUGGCUAUUUACAAUAUACAAGGCCAUAAUGCAAAUGUUGUUCUUGGGAUCAUUUUGAGAAACUUCCUACAGGAUUAGAAUCCAGAAUAAUCUGCUUCAAGGAGAAACACUGUCCGUGUAGCUUCAUAGUCACAAUUUUUUUUUCAGGUCAGAAACAACAAAGUAUUUUGAAGUAGUUUUUGGUAAUGAAGGAUGUGUGUCAUCGGUAGUGGAGGAGACUUGUUCAAGCUGUCUAGAAGAUGCAAUGAAUCACUUUGGUUGCAAGAUUGCAAAAUCAACUGAAGUGGAUUUGUAAAUCCUUUCUAUUUAGUGUUUUGUUGAUUUCAAAAUGGCUUCUUUUUGAUUUCUAAGAUCUAAAAUGGCUUCACAGGUUAUGUAGAGUACAUGCAUAAUGGUGAGGUUAAUGUUUGGGAUACUGUGACCGCAAUCCAUUUCUAUUCAGUAAAGCAUAAUUUCAUAACAAUCUAAUUGUUUCCAUGCAUACAGUAUCUUAAUUUCAACAUAUGGUUAUAUUCAAGAAAGUAGCAGUAAAGGGUAAAAUCAUGUUUGGUACAGGAAGAGUUAUAUUAUGUUGGGAAAAACACUGAUAGCCUGGUUGAAAUUCCUUAUGUAAUAAAUAUGUGCCAUGUAUCUUUUAUAACAAUACUGUGCAUUGCUGGAAAAUAGUGUAUAACAACUGAGUGCAUUGUUUCAGCUUUUUUUGUGGCAUGGACUGAAAGUGUAAGAGAUGAAGACCUUUUCCCCGUAGAUUUUGUUAAAUGGAGACUAGUAAUAUUACACCAGUGCACAAAGCAUGUUAUUUAAUGAAUAGUAUGGAAAACAGAAAGCCAGCAAACUGAAGAAUACAAAUAGAACAAAAGAGAUCUAAUAUCUUUAUUUAUUAUCAAAAAUGUAUAGUUUGAGGUUGUAUGUAGUUUAUAUUGUUUGAUGGAGUAUUUAUUAAAGCAUCUAUAAAUUUGAUAGAAAGUACUUAUUGAUAACAGAUCUUAUUCUAUAUUUCCUUUUACAAUUCACUGUAGAACAAAAUAUUACCUGUAAUACCCUCGUACAAAAUAAUUGCAACAGUUGAAAUAGAAAUAGAAAUAUUGGAACUGCAACAAAACAUGCCAGAUAUUUAUAACAAGUUCAAAGGACAUUUAGUAUCAAAGUAUGUAUACAUUAUACAACCUUGAGAUUCGUCUUCUUACAGGCAGCCACAAAACAAAGAAACCCCAAAAGAACCCAUUAAAGAAACACUGUCAAGCACCCAAUCUGCAAAAGAAAAAUCAUGCAAACAAUAAAAGUAAGCAAAUAGCAUUUAGAAUGAAAGUGAAUCUUCAGACAUGAAUCCCGGAGCCGCCUCAGUGCAGCUCAGAAUGUAGUAAAUGCUACGGAGCUGUGACCAGAAUCAGCCUGACCCUGACCCUGACCCCUGGUCAUGACACCCUGCCUUUUCAAUCCAUCUGGCUUGGUGUUCAAAUCGUACAAAUUCAGGUUGCUCUAGGACCCAGGCCCUGUUGCAUAGAUACGCUCUGGCCCUAGUCCCCACUGCCACAUUUCUGCCUGUACCUGACCUUUGCAAAUCAGUCUGGCAAUUAAGCCAAUCAAAUCUCGCUCUCAAUUUAGACGCACGGGCCUUGAAUCUGCCUCUCCACUGCUCCAACUUUGUUCCGCUCUGCUCACCUUGACUUCGCCUCGAAUCUGCCACGACCUUGCUCUGAUUUCGCCUUGCACCUGCAUGCUUUGACCCUCGACUCAGCCUUGCCUUCCUUUCCCUCUUCAUUGUUUGUGGUGAUUGUUUACCAUAUUAAUUUUUACAGAGAAAGUGUUAUUAAUAAAGUAUUUAGAUGUAUUCCUUGUUUUGUCAACCACCAGUAAGUAGUUGCUGCAGUUCAGCAGUGACAGAUUAAACUGGAAAUUCACAAACAACUGUAGUGAAAAAGAAUGUUAGUUUGCCAUUUCUCAAGUGUGGGCUAUAUUUAUGUGUAUUUGUUCUUUAUUUCUACUCUUUUGUCACUCUCCUGAAGAAUAGUAGCUCUUGCCUGACAAAUGCUGACCUGUCUGAAAUGCUGCUUUAUUUGGAAUAUCCUUCUACAUUAAGUUUAUCGUCCAGUGCAAUGAUAACCUGGGCUUCUGUGAAAUGUAUCUAAAUCCAUCCUCCACUUUAGAGUGGUUACUUAUUAAACAGGAGCACGUUUCACAUUUAGUACCUAUUCCGAAAUGUCUGAAUAGUAAAUAAAAUCUAAGUGAUUCAAGACAGAUAAAUUAGAACUAAUGAAAGAUCUCCAGCCUGAUGAUCUAUGUUCCCAGAUGGUGCCUGAACUUUUGAGUGUUUUCCAUUUUUAAUCAUUCAAAUUUCCAGCAAAUGAAAUUUUUAAUUUUGCUUUUAAAAAUAUGGGUUAAAUAUCUAUUUGUGACUCUUUGCAGAGGAGAGGAAGCAGAAUGGUAGCAUUUUUCUUUUAAAACAAGGCUAGUUUAUCAUAAGGAUGUGGACCUUUUGUCUGCCUUGACAUAAGAAAAUUCUGAGAGUCUGAGAAAACAAGACUGUAGUGAUCUCAGUUUAUAUUGCCACUGUUAGCACAGCGGAAGGCGACACAGUGAGUGUAAAGUGAUAGAAUAAGGGAAGGGGAAAGGUUGAAUGAAAAUUUAAAAAAACUGCAAAUGCUGGAAAUUCAAAAUAGAAAUAGACAAUGCUGGAAUUACUCAGCAGGUCAGGCAGUGUUUGCAGGAAGAGAAACACAGUUAAUGUUUAAGAUUGAAGACUCUGUUAGAACUGGGAAGGAGAGAUAAGGAGCUGCUUCUUAAACAGAGGCCUGGUCCGUACCACACCACCAACCAACUGAUUUGUCUGGCUGAACUUUUUCUCACAUUAAACAACUUUUUCACCUCCAUUCACUUUCUCCAGAUCAAAGUAACAGUUAUGAAUUUUAGUUAUAUCUGAAUUUUCUGGGACGUGUGGAACCAUCUUUGUUCCAGUCCUACCUGGAGCUACUCCCUCAACUCCAUUUUCCUGUAUAUCAGGAUGCUGCAUCCUGUACUGAUGCAUAACUUGGCUAUUCAUUAAGUUUGCUGCCAAUUUCUACAUCUGCCCUCACCAUCAUGUGGUCAACCUUUGACUUUUCCUUUCCUUUUCUGACUCCAUUGGAGAGACAGGCUAACUACUAAAAGAAUUAUGAGCCUACUCAAUCCCACAGCUGCCUCCAAGACUCUGUCCUAGACAUCCUCCUGUAACAUUUUGCUGUCAGUCUCAGCGUUUGCUGAAUUUUGGUGGCCAGUGGUGAUAUCCACUUUUUGUUUAAUAUUUUGUUGGCAGCCCUGGUGGUUUAUGAUUUUCUUAGGGAGCAGGUUAAUUACAGAUGAUUUCAUGUACAACCUGACAAUCUCACACUUGGAACUCUGAAUAACUGAACGUUGUGUAGUCAUUGGUGGAUGUCCACACUUCUGACCUGAAGGUGGUUAUGUCUGGAACACGGCUCUGAGAAACUCUUGGAGUGACUGACCUCAGACAAUUGGAACUAGUUGUGUAUGGUGCAACUUCUGCCCAUGAGGCAGUCUCUCCUUAGCUUCCUUUGACUUCACUUUGAUACCACAUUUUAUUGUGAAAAGAGAGCACUCUCACCUCCCCACUGGACCUUAACCCUGCUACCAAUGUUCAUACCAAGGCUAUGGUAAGGGUGACAGAUCCUGGCGGAACACAAAUUGAGCAUCUGUGAGAAGAUUACUAAUAAAUAAUUGCUGCUUGAUUGUAGUAUUGGCAACAUAUUUUAUUAUCGUACUGAUAACUGCAAGAAGAUUUACAGGAAGGACAUUAACCAGACAGCCCUGCUUUUAUGCUCAAUGGAUAUUUCUCUCUGUUGUUUAGGUGAAAGUGUUGAAGCUCCACUGGGAAAGCUUAAGCAGAGACACAGCUUGUACCGGAGUCUGUCUUCAGAAUUACAGCUAAACUGUUGAUUAGCUCCACAGCCUGUGUUGUGCCCAAUGGGGUGAUUCCUUAAUAUCCUUAACAUGAGAAUCAGAAUUGAUAGGAAACCUACAGUGAUUGUUUUCAUAACAAAGCUUAACUGAACUUCUGUGACGAGCAGUAGUGAGUGGAUGAUUCUCAGCUUUGCGAGUGUUUGGACAUCAAGAUCCAAGGAAUUAUUGACUCGAUCAUCAGAGCAGUUGAUAGGCAGUGCCUUGCACUCAGCAUCCAUGUGACAAAGCUCCACUCAGCUGUACAACACGGGCACUCAACAAUAAAGAUUAACAAUGAGACCCAACAAAAUGCAGACCAUUUCCCAAAUCCAGUUUUGGCCUUAGUGCACCAGCAUACACUUUGGUUGACUGAAGAAAAGGAUGUUUGAAGAUCAAGACAUCAGACCUGAUACAAAAUCCAACAUCUACCAGGCAGCAGGGAUCUCAGCAUCUGAAACCUGGACUUGCCAUCGGCAGUGCUUAGGCUCAUAGAAUAGUAUAGCAUGAAAACCAGCCUCAGUUUACCCAUACUGACCAUGGUGCCUACCAGACUUCAGUUUGGCCCAUCUCCCUCUAAGUCCCACCUAUCCACGUACUUGCCCAAAUGUCUUUUUAAUAUUAAUAUUGUACUUGCCUCAACCACUUUCUCUGGCAGCUUGUUCCACAUAGUGGUCACCCUCUGUGUACUGAAGUUACCCUCUAGGUCCCUUUUACCUCUUUCACCUCCUCACUUAAACCUAUGCCCUCUAGUUUUUGAUUCCCUUUCUUGGGAAAAUAUGUGCAUUCACUCUACCUAUGCCCCUUAGGAUUUUAUACACCUUUUAUGAGGGCACCCCUCAGUCUGUAAUGCUCCAACGAAUAGAAGUCCUAAUCUGUAUAAAUUUAUUGUGUGCACAACUAUUUCAUAAUAUGAUCCGAUAUUUUAGAUAGUUCAUCUCUGUUAAAAGGUUGGAGAACAGAGCAUUAGUUAUUCAUUCGUCAGUGGACAAUAACAGUUUUGCAUUUGCCUGCUUUUUGGUGAUACUUUGUUCUCCUUUCCCCUCCUACUCUUGCAACGAAGACCCAAAGCUAAUGGAGAGACAAUCAGGUCAGGAUUGGAUGGGUCUACCAGUUUACGUAUUCACCUGCCAGAAUAACAGAAUACUUACUAAGAUUUGUUUUUCAUUUUGCUUCAAAAAGUAAGUUAAUUGCAUGAAAGCCAUAUUUAGGAAAGAGGGAACAGUGAAGACUGAGAGACUGAAGGACUGUGGUUCAUAACCAGUAGUAAUGAAGAGAACUGAAUGAUUCCUCAGAUGACUUAGGUGUUUAUUAAUUCAAGCAGAUCUGGAAAUCUCAGUAAGUAACUAAAGAACACUUAAUUAUAUUCACUUCUGGGAGGAGACUUUUUAACUCAUGAAUGAUUUCAUCACCUUUGAGAUUUUCAUUUUUCUUAUUCAUGAAAAAGUUACCUGAUUUGUUGAAAACCUCGUUGUAUUUCAAACAGUGCAUAAGAAUAUAAUUAACAUGUAACACACUUAAUUAGUUUUGUGGUAUGAUCGAACCUUGAAUUCUAUUCCAAAUCCUACCUUUAAACAAAUCCUACUGACCCUCCUACACCAUGUUGUUGCAUGUGCAACAACGUUAGUGUUGGUACAGUUGAAGCAAGUAUGUCUGUAGUUGUAAUGGAACUCAUUUCCUUCUUUUUUGUCUGGGUAUCUUGCAACCUUCAGGACUUAAUAUCGAAUUCUACACUUCAGGUAAUUUUAUUUCUCAGCCCAUAUCUGUUUUCCAUCUGUGAUACUGGCUGAAUUUGUUUUUUUUCCCUUUCUUUCUUUCUAAGAGUGAAGGAGCCCUCCUCUUUUGCAUUUCACAACUCCUAUGUUCUCUGUCUAUGUUCUCACUCUCUAGUCACUCAUUGAUGAUAACAUUGUUAACGUCAUAUCAUCAUAGUCACCCUGGUGUUCCACUAUCAAAGAUAUCACUCUCCCUACAGCGUAACAUGCUGCCUUUGUCUCAAUAGAGACAAAAGGUCUUUGACCUGAAACAUUGACUCUUUUUCCCUUCCCACAUAUAUGCCUGACCUGUUGAGUAUUUACAACUUUUUCUGUUUUCCUUUCCCUUCUUUACUGGGUGAGCCUAUCAAUCGAUAAGAAAUGUGAUUCCCUGCUGAGGUAUCUGUCAUUGCGAUUCAUGACCCUCUAAUUCUCAGAUGCUUCUCAACUGAGAUCCUUACAGUUGCCCUAAUUUUUUUUUUAACUGGAAAGGGGUUAGCCCACAGAGUCUGCACCAAUCAUCAAGUGCAUGUUUACACUAAUCUUAUUUUAUUUUCCCCAAAUUCCUAACAUCUACCCCAGAUUCUACCUUUCCCCUACACAAUAGGGGCAAUUAACUUAUCUCUUCUCCACUCUUUGCAUGUGGAAGGAAGUUGAAAGCAGACAAAACCCAUGUGAUCACUGGGAGAAUGUGCAGACUCCACUCAGACAGUACAGUAUUCAGGAUUGAACUGUAAGGCAGCUGUACAGCUCUAUGUUACUUCAGGCUUCUGCUUUCAUUCAUUGGACCUGCUUUCUUGUUACAAUGAACAACAUCCUUGACUUGUUCCUUCAAAAGGCAAAUGGUUAGAAGUACAGUCCUGGUCCAUAGUGCUAAAUGCAAAGCAGAGUGGAUUCAUUGUACUUUGUGUCUGUGACUCAUUGAAUUCAAUUCAAAGGAAGCUUAAAUAAUUUUAAAAAUGGUUCAAAAUAUAUGUAUUUAAUGAUGUAUUUAAAUGACAGACAUUAAUUUGAAAUACUUGAGAUGAUGUAAAGUUUGAGAAAACAAAAAGCAUUCAUUUCCACUGAGAUUUCCAGUUCAGUUUGCUGAUCCCAUUUAAACGAAUGGAGCUAUACAUUCAUGACUGACAUUAGAUGUUCAUCUCAGAACUCUCAGAAAUGGACAGGAAAUAAGUUGACUUGAUCCAGAGCGACUACUUAAAAAAAAAACUGAGAGGCCGCAUGUAAAUUGCAUCUGCAUGAUAUGCUUGAGCUUCAAUCCUGGUCCAGAUUUGGAGUAGGAGCCCAGGUGUGCUGACAACUGACCUCCAACUCUUUGUUGUAAGGUGUAGAUGUGAAGGUCAAGAACAAGCUCACCUGUGCACAAUAGUUCUCACUGAUUGUUUAUUGAAUCACUAGGGAGUGACUAGUACAGUCCAAGCAUGAUGUAUUCAAAUUGUAGAACAAUGUAUUUCUGAUGAAGGAUUACGGCCCGAAACAUCAACUGUUUACUCUUUUCCAUAGAUGUUGCCUAGCCUGCUGAGUUCCUCCAGUAUUUUGCCUGUGUUGCUUGGAUUUCCAGCAUCUACAGAUUUUCUGGACACUGUAUAUCAAUCUGCUUAUGCUCAUCUGUUCAAAGAGAAAAAUAUGUUUCUGAUUUUGUUCUAUCAUGCAUCAUUGAACCAUGGUUUCAUCAAGAGUAGCAACAAAGUUAUCAACACUUUAUACUGAUGUUGGUCUUGAGAAGAUAAAGUCCUGGAAACUUGCUUGUGAGGGAAAGGUUCGCCCAUCAGACCAGCUUGGAUCCACCAGUGCAAAAUUCUGUCCCCCUUGCAGCAAAAAGAAUCCAACACAGUAGAACAUGUUUUGUACAUUCAAUACAAUUAAAUCACAGGCAUUUGGUCCUGCCAUUG
This is a messenger RNA of Mobula hypostoma (lesser devil ray), 11301 nucleotides long. Its product is annotated as nuclear factor 1 B-type-like. The record is from RefSeq and is a predicted model, not a curated record. The transcript has 4 exons. Gene Ontology annotation, molecular function: DNA-binding transcription factor activity, RNA polymerase II-specific; RNA polymerase II cis-regulatory region sequence-specific DNA binding. The coding region runs from base 680 to 1360 and encodes 226 amino acids. Gene Ontology annotation, cellular component: nucleus. NCBI's taxonomy places the organism in Eukaryota, Metazoa, Chordata, Chondrichthyes, Myliobatiformes, Myliobatidae. Gene Ontology annotation, biological process: regulation of transcription by RNA polymerase II.